This is a messenger RNA of Drosophila mauritiana, 1909 nucleotides long. RefSeq lists its product as uncharacterized. The record is from RefSeq and is a predicted model, not a curated record. The transcript has 3 exons. Lineage: Eukaryota; Metazoa; Arthropoda; Insecta; Diptera; Drosophilidae. Bases 275 to 1498 code for a protein of 407 amino acids.
CAAGAAGGAAACAAAUUAAAUAUCCAAGAGGGCGGAAUACUAAGGAAAACUCAACACACAGGAAAUCGAAGUAGGAACAACUACAACUCUGUGAUUGGCCGAAAGUGGGAACCCUAACCUCAUGUUCUAGAAAGAGAAUCGCCAACAAAUUUCAAGUAAGCAGUGCCUUCUGUCAUCUCGAAUGUCAUUUGGAAUUGCCUGAGCUCUAUUCAGUUUCGUAUACCUCCGGAUUACACGUACUAACGUUUGAAAAAAACAUAAAAUUCCAAUCAACAUGCCACACAAAAAAUUUCCUAGAAUGUCACAGGCGCAACUCAAACGUUUGAUCAAAUCACAAAAUCAGAACAUAGCAAAUGCCGCGUGUACUUUGGAACCACCAAAAAUUAUCCAGCAGCCGUCGAUGAGGCAGUCCAUCAUGCCACCGAACCCUGCCUAUACCAAGAAACAGCGCAAGAAUGCGGCUGGAAAGGUGCCAGUGCAGGGGCUAGACCACGUGGUGCCGGAGGACAAUGUGAAACAGUACUUUCAGCCUAAUCCAACCAAGCAGAUGCAACGCAAUCGCAAGAAUCCUUCGUUGCAACACAAUGGCAAUGAAGCAUCCAAGCAGGAGAAGCCCAAUCAGCAGGACAAGGGCCGUUCCAAGCAGAUGCAGCCGCUGUAUUCAAGCGUUGUGGCCAAUAAGCAAGACGGGCCUACCGCAGUGAUCGGUCCUCCACCCAAGGAGGGCUCAUCUGGUCAGGAGUUGCCGGAUAGCAGCUCAUCAUCCGCCACGCUCACUUGGCCCAAUCAAUCGGUUAAAAGCCAGGGGUUCUUCGGAACUAGCGAUUCUUCAGCUGACCCAUUCAGCAUGCAGAAUCUGAAGAAGAUUGCCCAUGAUUUCUUCUCAUAUCCGGAGUUUUAUUCACCGGAGGCCAGCGAAACCAUUGACACUGCCAAUGGCUCCAACAAAGCUGAGCCCCCGAAGACGGAAUCCCAGCCGGGUCUCAACUCUUCGCCGAGAGGCUCUGUCUUGGGUGCCGAUAGGUCGGGCCAUGCUCAAUCGACUGCGGAUGGCACCAAUUCUCGCCGGAAGGAUGUUCCAUUGGAGGAGGCCUUCAUGACCGUAAUCCGCAAUCUGCGCGAAAAUUAUCCGGGCAACGUGAACCCGAAUUUCCAAUUUAAUGGCUACCAAUCGGAGUACGAUUUCGGCUCUAAUCCCGAUUCCUAUUACAACGCUCAAUCGACAGUGGGCCUGCCAUCCGCUUACGGCUUUCCUCCUACUGGUUUUCCGAUGUCCCAGCAGUCACGCUUCAUGCCAAAGCAUAACCAAACGUGGCCGGCUCAAGGUUCCAAUCCAAAUCAACCGCCAUUGAUUAGCGAAACUUAUCAGGCCGAAUUGCAGCAGCAUCCUCGCUGGCCGGUGUAUAUUCCGGAAUAUGUUGCGCAAUUUAUGUUCGGUGAGCCCCAGGACGCCAAUGCCAGCUGCUCUCGUAGCGCAAACCACGGCAACACGAUGUAAAAAAGAAUCCGGAGGGAAAUCGGAAUAGGGUAGCAUUCAAAAAUCUCUUCAUCACUCAACACCAUUUGAAAAAAAUUGCUAAUGUAACACACAAACCAAUUCCGUAAUCCUAAUGAUUAUUUUGCAUCUAUGUAUUAAUAAACAUUUGUAAUGUUACAAAUAUUUUCCAUAUAUUUGUAAGCCAAUUACACUUAACCAUCUUUUGUAAUGAUGCAACCGAAGAUAAACGAAUUGUACGCAUCCGAACUACCUCGACUAGAAUUUAUGUAAAUGCCAUAUCAUUCGAAUGCACACAGAAAUGACAUCAAAUUUCACUUCCAAUUCGGUUGGAAGAAAGUGAAAAACCUGCGAAAAGAUGUGAAUGAACAAAUCGACCAGCUUACAACAACCAACAAUUGAAAUAAAGGAAAA